AUGAAUCCAAGUGGUGCUUCUAAGCAAGAUAUUAUGAUUCAAGCCAAAAUGUUACUAACACAAGAUAAAAGUUAUAAGAAAGGUUUCAGAUUUGAUAAUGUGUGGCCUAUACUUAAAGAUAUUGAAAAAUUUACAGAUAAUGUUAACGCCACAGAAGCAUUUCAAAGGCAAACCGGUAGUUUUGUAUCACAAGAAUCAGAGACUCCCACUUCAAAGUCUCCUCAAUUGGUGUCUUGUGACAUGUCGUCAUAUUCUCUAAACAUAAAUGAUGAAGAUAUUGGGGAUAGUUCAGCUCAACGACCCAUUGGAGUGAAGAAAGCAAAAUUAAAAAGGAAAAAUGAUGAAGAAGUUUCAAACCAAAUUGAAACUAUUCAAGAAGAAAAUCGACAGCUUGCUGCUAUUUUCAAUCGAGUGUUGGCGAUUGGAGAUGUCCUUAGCAAUAUAACAUUCACCAAAUCAAAGAAGUGCAGUGAAAAAAAUUCAAAAACUGUCGGAGCUCUCUAA
Messenger RNA from Pistacia vera, 504 nucleotides. RefSeq lists its product as uncharacterized. The record is from RefSeq and is a predicted model, not a curated record. Lineage: Eukaryota; Viridiplantae; Streptophyta; Magnoliopsida; Sapindales; Anacardiaceae. The transcript is spliced from 3 exons. Bases 1 to 504 code for a protein of 167 amino acids.